AUGAGUGGCAUGGGAGAAAUCGAUGCAAGAGAGAUUGCUCUUGUAAUGCAGCGCAAGUGUGGCUUGGGAGAAUGGUCAUACUUGUUCGCCAUACUCGGUGCUGGAAUUGUAUUGCGUGUGUUGGAUAAUUAUGAGUUGGGUAAGUCUCUUGUUUCCAAGUGUGGUUUUGGGAGAAUGGUGGUCACUACUAGGCAGCUCAUUGAAGGUGAGGAUUACUUUGGAGCUGUUAAGGUGAAGAAUCUACCUUGGGCUGAACCUACAGAGAACUCAGAGUAA
This is a messenger RNA of Prunus armeniaca (apricot), 276 nucleotides long. NCBI's taxonomy places the organism in Eukaryota, Viridiplantae, Streptophyta, Magnoliopsida, Rosales, Rosaceae. The record is from the annotation of a GenBank genome assembly.